AUGCGCCAUCCAGUAGCUGGAGUGACUCUGGUGGCUUAUGGGACGUUGGCUUGGACCCUUUGUGACACCGUGCUGCAUGGGAUGAUGACGACCCGGAGAGAAAAAAGGCCUGCGGUCACCCUCGCGUGCCUCCUCUUAGCCGCAGCAGGCUGCUUCGCUGACUUGAACCAGGUCCCCCAGGUCACUGUCCAGCCCUCUUCCACCGUCCAGAAGCUGGGAGGAACUGUGAUCCUGGGCUGCGUGGUGGAGCCCCCAUGGAUGAAUGCCACCUGGCGCCUGAACGGGAAGGAGCUGAAUGGCUCGGAUGAUGCUCUGGGCAUCCUCAUCACCCACGGGACGCUGGUCGUCACUGCCCUCAACAACCACACGGUGGGACGGUACCAGUGUGUGGCCCGCAUGCCUGCAGGAGCUGUGGCCAGCGUGCCAGCCACUGUGACACUAGCCAAUCUCCAGGAUUUCAAGUUGGAUGUGCAGCAUGUGAUUGAAGUAGAUGAGGGGAACACAGCAGUCAUUGCCUGCCACCUUCCUGAGAGCCACCCGAAAGCUCAGGUCCGAUACAGUGUCAAGCAAGAGUGGCUGGAGGCAUCUCGGGAUAACUACCUGAUCAUGCCAUCAGGAAACCUCCAGAUUGUGAACGCGAGCCGGGAGGACGAGGGAACGUACAAGUGUGCUGCCUACAACCCGGUGACCCAAGAAGUGAAAACCUCGGGCUCCAGUGACAGGCUCCGCGUGCGCCGCUCCACCGCCGAGGCUGCUCGUAUCAUCUACCCUCCAGAGGCCCAGACGAUCAUUGUCACCAAAGGCCAGAGUCUGAUCCUGGAGUGCGUGGCCAGUGGGAUUCCACCCCCGCGGGUCACCUGGGCCAAGGAUGGGUCCAGUGUCGCUGGCUACAAUAAGACACGCUUCCUGCUGAGCAACCUCCUCAUUGAUGCCACCAGUGAGGAGGACUCGGGGACUUACCGCUGCAUGGCCGACAAUGGGGUCGGGGAGCCUGGGGCAGCAGUCAUACUCUACAACGUCCAGGUAUUUGAGCCCCCUGAGGUCACCAUGGAGCUGUCCCAGCUGGUCAUCCCAUGGGGCCAGAGCGCCAAGCUUACCUGUGAAGUGCGUGGGAACCCCCCGCCAUCUGUGCUGUGGCUGAGGAAUGCUGUGCCCCUGGCCUCCAGCCAGCGCCUCCGACUGUCCCGCAGGGCCCUGCGGGUGGUCAGCGUAGGUCCUGAGGACGAAGGUGUCUACCAGUGCAUGGCUGAGAAUGAAGUUGGGAGUGCCCAUGCUGUGGUCCAGCUGAGGACCGCCAGGCCAGGCACGACCCUGAGGCCAUGGCGGGAUGCUAAGCUGGACACUGCCACACCUCCCAUGCCGCCCUCAAGACCUGGAAGCCCUGAGCAGAUGCUGAGGGGACGCCCAGGGCUCCCCAAACCCCUGACGUCCAUGCAACCAGCUUCCCCACAGUGCGGUGGAGAGAAGGGGCAGGUGGCUCCUGCUGAGGCGCCCAUCAUCCUCAGCUCACCACGGACUUCCAAGACUGACUCGUAUGAGCUGGUGUGGCGGCCUCGGCACGAGGGUGGCAGCCAGGCUCCUAUCCUCUACUAUGUGGUGAAACACCGCAAGGUCACAAACUCCUCUGACAACUGGACUGUCUCCAGCAUUGCAGCCAACCAGCACCGCCUGACCCUCACCAGACUUGACCCUGGGAGCUUGUAUGAAGUGGAGAUGGCAGCUUACAACUGUGCAGGGGAAGGCCAGACAGCCAUGGUCACCUUCCGAACUGGACGGCGGCCCAAACCUGAAAUCAUGGCCAGCAAGGAGCAGCAGAUACAGAGAGACGACCCUGGAGCCAGCCCCCAAAGCAGCAGUCAGCCAGACCACGGCCGCCUCUCUCCCCCAGAAGCCCCUGACAGGCCCACUAUCUCCAUGGCCUCUGAGACAUCUGUGUAUGUGACCUGGAUUCCCCGUGGGAAUGGUGGCUUCCCAAUCCAGUCCUUCCGUGUAGAGUACAAGAAGCUAAAGAAAGUGGGGGACUGGAUUCUGGCCACCAGCGCCAUCCCUCCUUCCCGGCUCUCGGUGGAGAUCACUGGUCUAGAGAAAGGCACCUCCUACAAGUUCCGUGUCAGGGCUCUGAACAUGCUGGGGGAGAGCGAGCCCAGUGCCCCUUCCAGGCCAUAUGUGGUGUCCAGCUAUAGUGGCCGCGUGUAUGAGAGGCCUGUGGCAGGCCCUUACAUCACCUUCACGGAUGCUGUCAAUGAGACCACCAUCAUGCUCAAGUGGAUGUAUAUUCCAGCAAGUAACAACAACACCCCAAUCCAUGGAUUUUAUAUCUAUUAUCGACCCACAGACAGUGACAAUGAUAGUGACUACAAGAAGGAUAUGGUGGAAGGGGAUAGAUACUGGCAUUCCAUCAGCCACCUGCAGCCAGAGACCUCCUACGACAUUAAGAUGCAGUGCUUCAACGAAGGAGGAGAGAGUGAGUUCAGCAACGUGAUGAUCUGUGAAACCAAAGCCCGGAAGUCUUCUGGUCAUCCUGGUCGGCUCCCACCCCCGACUCUGGCCCCACCUCAGCUGCCACCCCCUGAAACCAUAGAACGGCCAGUGGGCACUGGGGCCAUGGUGGCACGCUCCAGCGACCUGCCCUACCUGAUUGUUGGGGUCGUCCUGGGCUCUGUCGUCCUCAUCAUCGUCGCCUUCAUCCCCUUCUGUUUGUGGAGGGCCUGGUCUAAGCAAAAACAUACAACAGACCUGGGUUUUCCUCGAAGUGCCCUUCUGUCCUCCUCCUGCCAAUACACUAUGGUACCACUGGGAGGACUCCCAGGCCACCGAGCCAGUGGGCAGCCCUACCUCAGUGGCACAAGUGGACAGGCCUGUGCCAAUGGGAUCCAUGUGAACAGGGGCUGCCCUGCCGCUGCCAUGGGCUACCCAGGCCUGAAACCUCAGCAACACUGCCCAGGGGCGCUUCGGCAGCGGGAUGACCCCAGCAGCCUGCUGAAGCAGACCGUUCUUGGCACUGGAUAUGACCCCCCCAGUCACCAGAUUCCUAGGGGUCCCAAGUCUAGCCCAGAGGAUGGCUCUUUCUUAUAUACACUGCCUGAUGACUCCACUCACCAGCUGCUCCAGCCCCACCAAGACUGUCACCACCUCCAGGAGCAGCCCGCCCCCACAGGCCAGUCAGGCAUGAGGAGCGUACCCCAGGGUCCUGGGCUGGAAGCAACGUGGGACCCUCUUUUUCACCAAGGGCCCCCGUGCUGCUUGGGCCUUGUCCCAGUUGAAGAGGUGGACAGUCCUAACUCCUGCCAAGUGGGUGGAGGAGAUUGGUGUUCCCAGCACCCCAAAGGAGCCUACACAGGGCAGGAGCUCGGGAUACGGCUCUCCCCCAGCCCACCAUUGCAUGUAUCUUUUGAAACACCACCUCCUACAAUUUAG
Messenger RNA from Puma concolor (puma), 3417 nucleotides. Lineage: Eukaryota; Metazoa; Chordata; Mammalia; Carnivora; Felidae. The record is from RefSeq and is a predicted model, not a curated record.